Paramecium pentaurelia is the source of this 2290-nucleotide messenger RNA. The record is from the annotation of a GenBank genome assembly. NCBI's taxonomy places the organism in Eukaryota, Ciliophora, Oligohymenophorea, Peniculida, Parameciidae.
AUGUAUUAAUGUUAAAAAGUAUUCUAAAAUGAAGAGGAAGCCAAGGCCGCUGCUAAUCUAAUUAUUAUGGAAAUAUUAGGUAAUCCAAGUUAUUAGGAAGAUGAAAAGUUUGAUAAAUUACUUAAUUAAUUUAUUGAACAAUAAUUGGAAUUAGAUAAAAAGAUUUAGAAGAUGAUUCAAUCAUAAAUUGAUGCACUUAAUAAAACAAAGAAUUUUAUGGAUUAAUGCUUUAAUAAUGUUGAAAAAUGCGAAUAAUAAAUAGAGAUUCUAAAUUCAGAAUUUGAUAAAGAUGCUCAAUUUCAUAGAGAAUUAGUUAGCUAUGAAAAAAUAUUUUUUUAUCGUAAAAAUAUAGGAUUAAUGCUUGAUUAAAUGAAAUAUAUAUUCAGAGUUUAAGAAGAAAUUGAUAAAAUGAAUUCUACAUUUUAGAGUGGAAAUUGUGACUAUGAAAAUCUUCACUAUAAAUUAAUUGCUUUAGUUGAUAUUAGAGAUAAUAUCAUAGAAGCUGUUAAUACAUCUCCUUAAUCUAAAUAAGAUUUAAGUAUUAUACUUAAUGAAUUUAAAUGUCUUUCUGAAUUUGAGAAUAAGUUUUAUGAUAAGAUAUAUGAGAUCCUACUUACAACAAUUGAAGCAUCUAUCAAAAAACCUUAAUAAUUGAUAAAAACAUUAUAAAUAAUUGAAACAGCUGAUAAAUCUAGAGAAUUAAGAAAAAAGGAAUUGAUUUAUAAAAAAAGAGCACUUUAAACAAUUGAAUAAGGAAUUGAUGAGAAAUUUAAUUAAAAAUUGAAAGAUGCAAAAGAUGCUGUCUAAAUUUUAGAAUAAUCUAAAUUUUCAUCUGCUGAUUUAAUUUUGGCAUUUGAUCAUACUGUUAAAUGUUUUCCAAAACAUUAUAAUAUAUUUAAAGUUAUUGAAGAUUAAUAUAAAGUAAAUGUAGAAAAAAGAAUUCUUCCUUUUCUUGAAGAUGAAUAAAAAGUUACAGAAUCUUUUGGUACUUUAAUCAAUUUACUAAGUUGGGUGGAUUCUUAUGAAUAAUUAUUAAGUAGAGUUGGUGAAUAAAGUGAAUCAUAUGUAGCUUUAAGAUGUAGAGUUAAAUCAUAUAUGCCUAUCUUUUAAGAUCAUGUAAAUAAUCUAAUUAUUGAUUAUUCUGAAAAGGCUAUAAGAAAGGAUAAGAGUGAAUAAUAAACUUUAGAAAAUAUCACUAAACUUAUUAGAACUAAAUAAGAUUUAUUAACUUACUUUCCAGAAGAUAUAUUCCAUUUUAUCAAUUAAUAAUUAGAUAUUUUAGGUCCAAAUUUAAAAGGAGAAAUAUUUAUUGAAUUUAUUCGUUCAGUCUGUGGUACUUUAUCAGAAGUGUUGAAAAAGGAAUGUAGAGAUUUUAUAAAUGAACUUCCUAGUAAUGAAUAAGAAGGAGAAGUUUCACCUCUAUAUCUAUUAGUUUUAUAAACCAAUAAUUAUUACAAAUGUAUGACAUAUUCUAAUGAAACAAAAGAAUAUUGUUUAAAAUUUUGUAAUGAAUUAAUAUCAGAAAGAGUCUAAUAGAUAUUUUAUUAAGAUUUAACAGGUGGUUUUAAUGAAAUAAUUAAUUUAUUGUUAGAAAAAUCUUGUAAAAUGGUUUUUAAUGAAAUUAAUGAUUAAAUUAUACCAUUUUUAUUUUCACCUAAAUGGUAAAAUGAAAAUUUAAUAGAUUAAGCAUUAUUAACAAUUAAGGAUUAUCUUUAGGAUAUUUAAUUACUAAUGUUAAAUUAGAUUCAUUUUAAUAAAUUAGUCAAAUUGAUAUUCAAAUAAUUAAUCAAUACUUAUGAAGAAUAAUUAUUAUAUACUGUAUAAUUUAUUGCAGGUAUUCCUAAAGGUAUCUUAUAAAUUUGAUAAAUAUUUAGGAUUCUUUCCAAAAUUGUUAACAAAUCUAAGUUUUGUAAAUGAAUAAGACAAAGAUAAAAAAAAGAAAGAAAAAGAUAAGAAGGCUGCUAUUUAAAUGAUACUUUCUAAUAAAGAGUUAGUUGUACCAUAAAUGUAAAGAGAUAAAGAUGUCAUAUUGAAUUCUAUUGAAUAAGAUUUUAUUGCAUAGGUUGGUAAGACAAGUGCCUAACAAUUUGAUAAGAUUUUAACUACUCUUAUAAAAUCAAUUAAUAAUCCAAAAAGUGAAAUAGAUGGAUUACUUUAACUAUAUCCAUAAAGUUUUGAAUAAUAUUCUAUGUAUAUAUUGGAAGUAGUUUUGUGGAUGAGAGAAGAUUGCGAUUCAAAAUAUAAGUAAUAAAAAAUGGAAAUAUUAAAUAAUUUAAUUAACAAGAAAUGA